Molecule: messenger RNA, 2070 nt
Organism: Thamnophis elegans (Western terrestrial garter snake)
Lineage: Eukaryota; Metazoa; Chordata; Lepidosauria; Squamata; Natricidae
Gene: CCDC17
Product: coiled-coil domain containing 17
Source: RefSeq, a predicted model, not a curated record
AUGACAGAUAUAGCAUUUUUCCACUGUCGUAACUGUGAGAUGGGUUCCGCUCUAGGCGGACUGCUAGAGAAGCACAUGGAAAAAUUCUGCAUUGGAAGAGAAAUGGCAAUGAAUAUAAAAUACCGGCACAGGCAAGCACAGCAUAAAGGGAAAGAGCCCAAGAAAACAGAAAUGGCAGACAGCAUGCUUCAUGUGUCGAAGCCAGAAAGAGACAAUUUCAGAUAUGUCAAGGGAAAUGGGGAACACGAGCAACAAGUCCAUAAUGUUAGAAGCUCCGAUGAUAAUGGAAGAGUUUCAGAUAACCAGGCCUUGAAAAAACUGACUGAAGAGUUCCACAAAUUGAGGAUAUCACUUGAAGGCACACAUCCAACAUUUCGGACACUUCAGAAUGAAAACCAAACACCUCACCAGCAAGAACACUGUCAGCGUCAUAGGCAAAUAGUAGGUGCACAUGAGCGCCAGUUGGCUGAAAUCCAAGCUAGCAACCAACACCUGGAACAGCAAAAAGAUGAAAUUCGUACACGCUGUCAGAGUGAAUUAGGGAACUCUUCUUCAUCUCAGAUAGAAGAGUUGUUGAUGGAGCUGAAUACCCAAGAAAAAAAGAACAAGUUGACUUUAAAUGCACUGAGGGAACAGGUGGAACUUCUGCAGGUAGCAACAGGGAACAGAAGCAAUCUGGAUUCUGCCACCAAUAGAAAGACAGGUGGCACUGUAAAUAAAAUGGACGAGAAUGCCAUCAAGUCUAUGGUGUUUCCAGCAGCUAUUGGGCCCCUCUCUUCUGAGAUACAGAUGCUGUACCUGACUUACUUGCAGAGUGGAGGCAGUGACCAUCACAUUGUCCGUCAGAUGUAUGAACUGCAGCUGGAGGCCACAGCACUGGAAAAAAAUAGCACAAAGCCUAAACAAAGGGGUAGAAAGAAAGUGAAAUAUGAAGAUGAUCUCAACUCAAAGAUGGACGCAGAACUCUUGUCGGUUGAGUUAGAGACACGUCUGGAAGAUGAGAUAUUGAAAAUGAAAAUUCUGAAGGACAGAAGGAGAAUGGAAAAUGGUUCUUUGGACUUAGAGCUGGACAACUUGCAACAAGUACAUAUGGCAGAAAUGGCUCAGCUACAUGCUGAGAUUGGUAGGCUGAGACACAAUAUUGAAAGGAGGAAAGUUCAGUGGCCUAGAAGACGAUCGCCACCCCUUCUUCCACCUCCUAUAGCACCACCUCUGCCACCUCCUCCUCCUCACCUUGGACUUCCUGAUCCCACCAUUCUGGCUAGAACUAUGGACCCCUUGAGAUCAUCUGCUACAGGAAUAAACCAGUACUUUCUGGAUCCCUCUGACACACUAGGACCAGCUCCAUAUGAUCCAGUAUCUGGUUUUGUAGUAUUCUAUGAUUUUCUUUUGGGGUUGGAUCCUAUGUUCUACCAUGUUCGCCUGGUCUCUGGUUUAUAUCGUAAUUGCCAGCAACUAGGGAAGUCCACACCUCUUCCUAUUGUCUCCUCUGAUAUGGGCCACUCUCCACAGUCUCUGAUGGACAGGCAAAGAGCAUGCUGUGCCAUCUUAGCAGCUAGACAGCCAGUCCCAAGAAUCCUACCUUCAACCUCCAUCAGCCUUGUAGCUGAGCUUCAGGCCUCUGGAGGUUUUGAUGUUUAUGGGCAGGAAAUCCAGAAUUUGUCCCCCAGAGGAUGGGCUAAAAUCAACAUUUUUGACCACCUGCACCAAGUGAUGAGUGGGCAUUGGAAAGUUCCUAUACGCGUGCUUCCUGUAAAGCCAGGUCUUACUGAAGAACAGUUGAAUGGUGUGCCUCAGGUUGGCAAAGCUGAGCUUUAUUUGCGGCUGGUGAAUGCAAGAGAUGCUGAUAUGCAAUCAAUGGCUGAUAUCCAGCCUGGCAGAGCUUCCUUAUAUAAAUAUCCUCCUACAGCGUCCAGUUCCACAGUGCCUCCCAUUGAUUUCUCUCCAACCCAGCAUUCUUUCCAUCCUGCUCCCACCAGCCUGUCCUUUUCUGCUUCUCCUUACACUGGUUUAGUUGACCCUCCUCCUAAUCAGGAACAGUCUGUCCAGCUUAAAUCUAAUGAAAGGUGA